AUGUGGAGCUUUCAAAACCUGCUGUUCACCGUCUGUGUUGCUCUGAGAUGUGUGAUCAGUGCAGUAGGGGUGAUCCAUGUGACUGGAUAUGUGGGGAGUGAGGUUAACGUUUCCUGCUCCUAUGGCCAGGGUUACGAGUCUUAUGAGAAGUAUCUGUGUAAGAACAACUGUGGCAGCAACGAUGAUGUUCUUAUUACAACAUCAAAUCCAGUGAAAAGCAAAUACAGGAUCCAUGAUGACAAAACAGCACGAAUCUUCACAACAACCAUCUCUGAUCUUAAAUCUGAGGACGCUGGAAAAUACUGGUGUGGGGUGAACAGAACAGGAACAGAUAUCUACACUGAAGUAAAGCUUGAAUUAGUACGAGACAGCUGCUGUGACAUUGUGACCAAAAUUGAAAGUUAUGAGGGAUACUCUGAGUCUGUCAGUUGUCGGUAUGAGUCUCAGUACGAGAACAGUCUGAAGUACAUCUGCAGAGGAAAUCGGCCCUCCACAUGUCUGCAGCAGGCACUAAUCACCUCUGACACCAAACAAAAUGGGCGAUUCACACUUGACGAUGACAAAGUGUUAGGAACAUUCACAGUGAACAUUAGCAGUUUGACUCGUAAUGAUUCAGGAUCAUACCUCUGUGGUGUCCAGAGUAACUCGGUCUCGGAGCUGGAUGUUUUAUCUGCUAUUGAGCUGGAAGUCAAAGAGUGGUGCUGUGUCAAGUCAACUAAAAUAAAUGGUACUGUAGGACAUCCACUAAUUUUGCAGUGCCCUUAUCUGCCACAACAUCGGGAUAACAGGAAGUUCCUCUGUAAGGGAGACCAUCGCAACAAUUGCACAGACAUGGUGGCGAGUCAAAGUAGAUUCGCACUACAAGAUAAUGGUUCUUCCAGCUCUUUCUCAGUGACGAUCACAAAGAUGAAAGCAGCUGAUGCUGGGACAUACUGGUGUGGGUCAGACUCACAGUGGAGAGUUGGAAACUACACCAAGAUUCAUCUUUCAGCUGUCUUUCUCCAGCACACCAGCACUCUACCUUCCACAGUCGAAAUGCCUGGAAAAACUUCAACACAAAGUACCGAUGCAGGACACUAUGUGGGUUACACUGUUCCCCCCCUGCUGCUGCUACUGAUGUGUGUCUUUGCAGUUAUAGUUUAUAAGUGCAAACAUCAGAAAGCAAAAGACAAUGAAACAGUUAUGAACAGAAAUGCACAGAACGAAGACGCUUUAGAGGAAGUGAUGCGUGUGGCAGAAAAUAACAUUUAUGAAAGUCAAGAAGUUGUGAUAUACUCAAAUAAGGAGACGGCCGAACUGCAGAGUGCCGGUAAUGACUAUGAAGAUUUAGGUGAAGAUGAACCAGACUUAGAAAACGUCACAACUAAAGCAAUCUACUGUAAAGGAAAUUUCCAUAAUGCCAAUUGAAGAUAAGCAGUGUGUGCAUUUGAGGUCAAUCUUUGGCUCUCACCUGUAUGAUCAUCCUGUUUAAUUUGUCUUUAACAUUAACAGUUACACAGCUAAUUUUAAUGUACCAUAAUCCAGGCUUCUCACUCUCUCACUGAAAACAUUGAGAUUUUUGUUUAACCAUGACAAAGAGCUGCUAUUUAUACAUAUAUAGCUUCACUUCUUACUCAUUUGCUAUUACCCUUUCUUUCAUUUUUAUUGCUUAGUGUUAGCAACAUAAUCUACAGAGAUUUUCCGAAACUGUGGGAAACCUCAAAUGC
Molecule: messenger RNA, 1706 nt
Organism: Oreochromis aureus
Lineage: Eukaryota; Metazoa; Chordata; Actinopteri; Cichliformes; Cichlidae
Product: polymeric immunoglobulin receptor-like
Exons: 8
Coding region: 1-1407 (468 amino acids)
Source: RefSeq, a predicted model, not a curated record